UACAUUCAAGGUAUACAAAUAACCUUCAAAUUUUUAAAACCGGCAAAUUUUAGUCAGAAACCAAAUUUUAAGUUUAUCUACAACUAAUGUAACACCCACUUACUCUAACAUAUUAUAGUAAAAUAUUACCGAAUAAUAAGAUUUAAAAUGGACAUUGAAGCUGAGGUAGACAAGCGAAGACGAAUGUCUUGUGGCGUUUUUAUGAGUUGCCCACCAUCAAUUAAAAGUGCCCUGGAUAUGUGCUUUCAAUCGGGGUAUCACUUCAUCGUUACCCAAAUUAUUCAUCCAAACUAUGCGAGGGAUCUGUUGUCUGGAGGAUACUUUCCUGUUAUUGGAAGAACUGAUAGAGUGCUUAAAAGUACAGAUUGGAAUAGAUUGAUCGUAGCUGAAAUUGGGAUGGACAAACUAGACGUAGAAAGUGAAGUUGAGCACAUAAGGGAUCAGAGUAAAGCACUAUUACAGCAGGAACUGAAUUUUGCUUCCCACUUAGGUGUACCAGCAAUCUUGAUAAAUCUCCAUAAACCCACAAAUACUCAGCUAGCAAGAAUCAUUAAUGAGAAAUUAGUUGGCCCUGUAAACUAUUCUGUGUGGAUAAAUGUUCCAAUGGUACAUCCAUCACAGUAUAGUCCCCUAGCUGAAGAGAGGCAUGAUUCUUGGCAAUGGUGGAAUAGUUUUAGAACUUACUGCAGUUAUGACAAGCGAGUUGGUGUUGUGUUGGAAAUGCCUGAUAUUGAACACUUACCAACUCCUAAAGAAGUUGACAGAUGGAUUGGGGAACCUGUUAGAGCUUUAAUCAUUCCAACUUCAUUGUUUCUUAUGAAUCAAUACCACAAGCCAGUUUUGUCUAAGUCCCAUCAGGAGCUGAUCAAAAAAUUUAUGACAAUUGAUGUACAGUACAUUAUUAAAGCAGAUACUGAGGUAGAUUUGGGGAGCUUCCAAGGCUACAUGAAUUUCUUGGGAAAGAAAUUGUUUACUUGCAGUUUAAAUUCAGAUUUUAUUCAGGGCUGUGAAGAUUACCUUCAGAAUCCUCUCCAACCACUGACAGAGCACCUAGAAACCACGAUCUACGAAGUGUUCGAAAAGGACCAAAUAAAAUACGACACCUAUCAAAAAGCAGUAUGCAAAGCCUUAGAAGAUUGGCCCAAAGAAGGUUCAGUUCCAGUAAUCAUGGUAGUGGGUGCUGGCAGAGGCCCCUUAGUUCAAGCAGUCUUGAAUGUUAGUUACAUGCUACAAAGGAAGGUAAAGGUGUAUGCUGUAGAAAAGAAUCCUUAUGCAGUUAAUACGUUAAUAGACAGAGUUAACAAUGAGUGGAUGAAUCAAGUCACAUUGGUUAGUGGUGAUAUGAGAACUUAUGAGCCACCUGAGAAAGCUGAUAUUUUGGUUUCAGAAUUAUUAGGAUCAUUUGGUGAUAAUGAACUGUCACCAGAAUGUUUAGAUGGUGCUCAGAGGUUCCUAAAAAUAGGUGGAAUAUCAAUUCCACAAUCUUACACAUCUUAUAUUGCUCCUAUUCAAAGUAUCAAAAUAUACAAUGAAGUUAGAAAUACCAGAAUGGCUGAUAAAUCACUUUUGUCUCUAUAUGAAACUCCUUAUGUAGUGCAUCUGUUAAAUUGCUAUCAAAUUGCACCCCCUAAGGAGUUGUUUACUUUUGUCCAUCCAAAUUACAGUGCCAGGAUUAAUAACCAAAGAUAUAAAAAGUUAUCUUUCACCUGUAGUCAAGAUUCAAUUUUGACUGCCUUUUCUGGAUUUUUUGACACAGUGCUCUAUAAGGAUGUUAAUUUAAGUAUACAUCCUGAGACGCAUUCCCCCAAUAUGGUCAGUUGGUUCCCAAUUGUCUUUCCUCUCCCGGAACCUAUACAUGUGAAGGCGGGUGACAAAAUUGAAAUAUCUUUCUGGAGGGCAGAGUCUUCUGAGAAAGUGUGGUAUGAAUGGUGUUUGGAAUCUCCAGUAAAAGGAAGUAUAAUGAACCCCAGUGGAAGAUCUUAUUCUAUUAAAAAACAUUAACUGAAUAAUUUGUAUUUUUAUUUUUUGAAUAAAACAAUGUUGAUUCAUAA
Aethina tumida (small hive beetle) is the source of this 2051-nucleotide messenger RNA. RefSeq names its product protein arginine N-methyltransferase 5-like (gene csul). Lineage: Eukaryota; Metazoa; Arthropoda; Insecta; Coleoptera; Nitidulidae. The record is from RefSeq and is a predicted model, not a curated record. Gene Ontology annotation, cellular component: nucleus; cytosol. The transcript has 7 exons. The coding region runs from base 148 to 2001 and encodes 617 amino acids. Gene Ontology annotation, biological process: peptidyl-arginine N-methylation; regulation of DNA-templated transcription.